CAGAGCGAGAAGAGGAGCAACGGAAUAGGAGAACACACGACCACGCGUCCAGCUCCCGCUCGCCCCGCGCGCCCAGCUCACACACACACACCUCGGCUUGCUGCCAUCGUCUCCUCCGGUUCCUGCUCCCAUCCUCUUCCUUCUCCACUCCCCCACCAGAUUCGCCUCGUCUCUGUCUGUCUCUCCACGCUCCAGCCUUCCCUCCCACCUCUAUGCAGCGUCCCCUCCCAUGGCGCCAAGCGCACGGCAACGGCAUGCACCCCCGCGAGCCGCGACCUUGACCCUCCUCCUGCCCCUCCUCCUCCUCUCCUCCCCGUCCCUCUCCUUCGCCGCCGCCGACUCCCCGCCGUCGAGCCCCGCCCCGCUCCAGGCGCCGCCGGGGCAGGGCGCGUCUGACUCCGACCCCACUCCCCCGCCGCCUCCGCACAAGCACCACCACCGGCACCGGCGCCACCGUCCGCCCCCGCCCCCGCCGCCCAGGCGGCGGCUAAACUUCGGGGAGAGGCUCGGGAUUGCCUUCGCCGGCGUCGCCGCGGCAAUGCAGGUCGUCCUCGGCGCCUUCCUGGCCCUGCGCGCGUGGCAGCUGCGGCGGCUGGACAGGGCCGAGGUGUCCUCCUCCACGCCCCUCACCUGACCGGCUAGCCUGCCCCGCGUCUUGCUUGUCGCCGUCAGGUCCGUGAUUUGUUAAUUGUUCGUGAUCUCGAGCGUUGUUGUAAAGGAAGCAAUGAUGUCGUAUACUUAUUCUCGAUUAAUUCCAUUCUACACACCAUUUUUUCCCGCAUGUGUUCGCCGAGAUCGAGCACGCCAGCCCUUUGCUGUACGGGUGUACAACUUGCUUCUGUCAGAACAAGUAGACAGGCCAUGUGAUGCGAUAUACUGCCAUGAGAGGUGUAGCGUGUGCUUAUUUGUUGUUAAGCGAUCCAGAUUCAGGAAUGGCGCUAUGUUUCUGGUAAUAGAAAUGGGGUGAAAUCCGUUAUUAAAAAAGUGGUGCUAUGUUGGAUAUAGGCUAACUGCUUAGAUGUGCACGAAUGCACAAAGUAAUUCCAAUUACUGCGUUAGUGCCGCGAUCUUAGCUCUUAAAUUGGUCACCUGUGGUAGUAGCACUCCAUACCAACAAUGUUGCUCCAUGUGGAAUGAUUGAGCCAACUACUAUCACACAACACUUAUGAACAAUGAUAGCUUAGUGAUCAGCAAGCUGAUUGUACCUUUUCUGUCCGUCUCCUGGUCUAAGCAUGAUCACUCGAUCACUGAUGAAAAUUUUAGAGGUUCCAGCUAUCCACGGAUCAUGGAUAGAGAAAACAGCAAGUUUCAGGUGUUAUCGCUUAAUAUUUUUACCAACACUUGGUGACUAAGUGAUGAAAUUGGUGAAAGUCUCUGUUUGCUUUUUGGGACCAAAAGGGUUAUUGUCUUAUGCACUGAGUUUCUUGACAUGUUUUUUUUCUAUGUUGCGCUUUUGGUUGUUGUAUCUAUGCCUUUCAAUUAUGAGAUCAUAUUUACCACAAGUGAAAGCAUGUAUAUGGAACAGUGAUAUCUCUUUGCAUUUUAAUUUUAUCCCUGACUAAAUCCAAGUGAUUCUCCAUCUGUGAAAUGCUUCAAGAAACUGAAUAAUGUUGAGCCAUUCUACCUUGUCAAAUGAUGGACCAUUGCAGCUAUCCAAUAGAACCAUGUUCCAAGUUUUGCACAUUGGUAUGUCAAUUCUUACAAGAGAAAUUGGAAGGCAGCAAACAUGUCUGUGUAGUGUAUGAUUACAUUGUAUAUUGCCUGAAGUACUGUAUGUAUAUAUGCAAUGUCUUACUCGUAAGUCGUAACUCAUUCUAAAUCCAUUCUCAUAUGUGAUA
This is a messenger RNA of Brachypodium distachyon (stiff brome), 1838 nucleotides long. RefSeq names its product lysine-rich arabinogalactan protein 19. NCBI's taxonomy places the organism in Eukaryota, Viridiplantae, Streptophyta, Magnoliopsida, Poales, Poaceae. Bases 230 to 634 code for a protein of 134 amino acids. The record is from RefSeq and is a predicted model, not a curated record. The transcript has a single exon.